Messenger RNA from Strongylocentrotus purpuratus (purple sea urchin), 936 nucleotides. RefSeq lists its product as uncharacterized. Gene Ontology annotation, biological process: DNA integration. Gene Ontology annotation, molecular function: nucleic acid binding. Lineage: Eukaryota; Metazoa; Echinodermata; Echinoidea; Camarodonta; Strongylocentrotidae. The transcript is spliced from 2 exons. The record is from RefSeq and is a predicted model, not a curated record. Bases 1 to 936 code for a protein of 311 amino acids.
AUGAUGCAACAAGUGUUUGCAGAGCAUGGCAUACCAGCAAAGGUGGUUAGCGACAAUGGACCCCAGUAUGCCAGUUACCAGUUCAAGUCGUUUGCAGAAUCAUGGGGUUUUGAACAUGCCACAUCGUCCCCCAGACGACCACAAGGCAACGGAUUUGUAGAGAGACAAGUCAGAACCAUUAAGGGUAUCAUGAAGAAUACUUCAGACAUUCAGCUAGCACUACUUCUUUGGCGUACAAAUCCCAUAUCAGAGAAACUACCAAGUCCAGCUGAAAUUCUCAUGAAUCGCCAGUUGAGAAAUACACUCCCAGCCAAGUUGCAGAGAACACAGCCAGAUGCUGAUGAAAUUCACAAUCAGCUAAAGGAAAGACAGAAUAGUCAAAAAUUCUAUUUUGACAAACAUGCCAGAAGAGCUGACUUGCCAGAGCUUUACCUUGGGCAAGAUGUAAGAUAUCGCGACCCUGUGAGCAGACGGUGGUGUCCUGCGACAGUAGAAACCAGGGCUGAGGGACAGCGCUCCUACAUUCUCCAGAGCCCUGAGGGACAUUGCCGACGACGAAACAGGCAGCACAUAAGACCUGACCAUACCGACCAGUCUGCAACUGAGGUUCCCGGGGGUGCUGAUAGCAACGGCCCAGGUGAUGACGGUGCCUCAUCCACUGACCACGAUGAGCAGUUGAGCACUCCACUUCGUGCGUUUCCCGAGCCUCGAAGUAGCCCAGGACGGGAGGAGGCUCCACCUCGAAGCCCAGGACGGGAGGAGACCCCUGAGCUUCCAGGGGAAGGAACUGGCUUGGACCUUUUUUCUGGCCUCCUUCAGAGAAAGGAGCCCACUGUUUUUGUUGGUGCUUUGAGGAGCACCGAGGAAGCCAGGACAGUGUUAUGUAGUCCUCGAGAGAAGCGCCUAUUCAUGCUCUUCAUUGACAGCAGCAGUUGA